AUGUCGGUCUUGUCGCCAGCACGCAACGACCUCUCUGAGAAAGAGAGGGCAUCAGCUAUUGUUACUCGACAAGCACAACCACCACCGGAUGCCUGGUCUCCGACUCGACAGAAUUACAUUGCGAUAUGGUCGCUCUCCAUAAUCUCGAUGGUGGUGGGGUUAGAUACCACCAUUUUGAUCCCAGCAUUGCCUACCAUCGCGGAGGAUCUGAACGCAACAGCCAUUCAAGCCUUCUGGUGCGCAACAUCUUAUGUCCUCAGCUGUACUGUGUGCCAGCUCUUCAUCGCAUCACUAUCGCACAUCUUCGGCCGCUGCGAACUAUUGCUCAUCUCUGAACUUCUCUUCGCCGCUGGUACGGCGAUCGUGUGUUCCGCGCAUGGGAUCGUUCAGCUGCUGGUCGGCCGUUCCAUUCAAGGUAUUGGUGGAGGAGGCAUCGUCGCCCUGGUGCAAGUGGUCUUCACCGAUAUCAUACCUCUGCGCCAUCGACCGAAGUAUCUCGGGUAUCUGCAGGUAGCGUCAGCGCUGGGAACCAUCUCGGGACCCUUGGUGGGGGGAGCGGUUUCGCAGUAUUCUACUUGGCGAUGGAUCUUUUAUAUCAACUUUCCCUUCUGUUUAGGGGGUUUGAUCACCCUGCCCCUCGGGCUGAAGUUCCAGAAAUUUGAGACUUCGUUCGUGUCCAGAUUGUUACUGAUUGACUGGUUUGGUGGCUUUCUGUUCACUGCCAGUGCAACCAGCUUUCUAAUGGCCCUCAGCUGGGGAGGAGUGCAGUUCCCAUGGGGUAGUUUCCACACACUCGUGCCAUUGAUUGUCGGCCUUGUCGGUGUUGGGGUGGCGUUGGUCUGGGAAGCGUAUGGCACCAAGGAGCCGUUUCUCAAGCUGUCUGUGUUUAAUAGUUGGUCUGCUGCAGCGGCGCAGAUCUGCUCCUUCGCUCAAGGCUUUCUGCUCCUGGGCCAACUCUACUAUAUCCCAUUCUAUUUUGAAGGCGUAAAAGGCAUGUCUCCAAUCUUGACAGGCGUGGCUCUCAUCCCUCGAACCUUCACCAACAUCCCAAUCGCCACCAUCACCGGUAUUAUGAUCACUAAACUCGGCCGAUUUCGAUGGGCCGUCUGGUCAGGUUGGAUACUAAGCACGAUCGGCAGUGGGCUAUUAAUCCUUUUCGACGUGCACACCCCCACGGCAGCCUGGGUGAUUAUCCUCCUCGUCAACGGGCUGGGCCAGGGACUGCUUCUAGCCUCCUUGAACGUGGCCGUUUUGGCCAUUGCGGCCGGGAAAAACCCAGGUUUCGCGGUGGCUACUUAUACCUUUACCAGAUUUUUGGGCAUGUCUUUUGGAAUUGCGGUUGGGGGUACAAUAUUCCAGAAUGCGCUUUCACAGUACCUUGCCCACCAAGGCAUUGAUACUGCAAUCGCGCAGAAUGCAGAAGCCUAUAUUAUCGAGUUGAGCUCGGAAGCUGUGAGCGCCGACUACAAGGCGAAGGUGGUGUAUGCCUAUGCACAAGCCUUUCGGUGUGUAUUUAUUGCACUUGCAGCAGUCAGUGCCAUCGCGACUGCGCUAGGCUUCUGUAUUGCAAGUUUUCCCUUGGGGAAGAAGACGCCUUCGGUGCCAGUUUCAGUGCCAGCGCCUCCACCAGAGGGAGGCCCGGAAAAGACACAAGCAGAAGUGUGA
Aspergillus udagawae is the source of this 1665-nucleotide messenger RNA. RefSeq lists its product as uncharacterized. Bases 1 to 1665 code for a protein of 554 amino acids. Lineage: Eukaryota; Fungi; Ascomycota; Eurotiomycetes; Eurotiales; Aspergillaceae. The transcript is spliced from 3 exons. The record is from RefSeq and is a predicted model, not a curated record. Gene Ontology annotation, molecular function: transmembrane transporter activity. Gene Ontology annotation, biological process: transmembrane transport.